Messenger RNA from Strongylocentrotus purpuratus (purple sea urchin), 2582 nucleotides. Its product is annotated as UDP-glucuronosyltransferase 1-6-like. The record is from RefSeq and is a predicted model, not a curated record. Bases 350 to 1948 code for a protein of 532 amino acids. NCBI's taxonomy places the organism in Eukaryota, Metazoa, Echinodermata, Echinoidea, Camarodonta, Strongylocentrotidae. Gene Ontology annotation, molecular function: UDP-glycosyltransferase activity. The transcript has 2 exons.
AAGAGAGAUAAAUGUCUUGAUCUAUUUUGUUUGCGAUUUCUAAGCUUUUGCGAAUUCUAAGCUCUUUCUCUGAGAGCAUCAUGCGUAUCGUGAUUUUAUUCGUUGAUGUCAUGUUAAGUCUGUACGAGUAAAGAAGAUAAGUGGAAAGCCGGGAACGCAAUAAAAAGAACAGAACAGAUUGGUGCUUGUAUACCGACUGUCACAGAUUUAAACCAAAAAGCUUCCACCGAGGACGCAUAAAUGUUUUAUCGUCAAAUUGUGUCCAAUGUGACCGGAGUUAUCUCAUCGGAUCUCAUUUGUAACUACAGAACUACUGUUCGGCCUCAAACUCUAAAAUCAAAAUAGAGUCAUGUGGUGUUCCAUGUUCUUCCACCUCUUAGUAUUUUGGGCGGGAAGAGUGGAGUCCGCCAAGAUUCUUAUGUCCGGGGUCCUGGGAGAGGGGAGCCACUUCACAGCAUUGGUUCCAAUCGGAAGAAGUUUAGUGCAACAGGGACACAGUGUCACCUUUCUAAUCAGUGAGGAAUACUCGUAUCGGGCAAGGGAUCCUGAGCUUUCCAGGCUCUUCGAAUUCGAAAUAUUUCAUUACAACGACGAAACAUUGAAUGCGAAUGAGUUCUUUCGCGGUUUUGCACAGAUAGGAGUGGAAGGGAGCAAUGGAUUCAUUCAAUUGCUGCAGACCUACAGCAUAGGGAGAAGAGUUCAGGUUGAUAUGUGUGAAUCAGUCCUGGAAGACAAGGCAAUGAUGAGCAGACUAGCAACCAUGGACGCCAUAGUCUUCGAGCUACCAUGGCCAUGCAGCAUAUUCAUCAAAUCCUACAUCGAAAGACACCUGAAUGCUGCUGAUGUCCGCAUGGUUCUUUCUUCGGCGACGGCACCUGUGUCUACAAUGUUCUUGAUGGCUGGAUCACCGUUCAACCCUGCCUAUCAGCCUGCAAGUUACACCAGUUACUCUUCAUCCAUGACGUUCUUUCAGAGGAUGAUCAACAGCGCGUAUUCGCUUGUCCUCACUUCCAUCAUGGAGUUUAUCAUGAGGAACGCUUAUAAACAGACGGUUGAAAAAUUCGACCUGCAUCCAAAUAUGGCCUCUUUAUCCGGUUCGCACGAGUACAUUGACCUCUUCCUGACCAAUUGCGAUUUUGCCACAGAGUUUCCGUUCCCUCUGAUGCCCAAUGUUAUCGCUGUAGGUGGCCUCACAGCCCGGGCAGCCAUGCCUCUUGAACCAGAGCUGGAAGACUUCAUGCAGAGUUCUGGUGAUCAUGGUGUGGUCGUGUUCUCAAUGGGAUCCUACUUCGCGUCCUUCACCACUCACAGACAGGAUCUCAUGAAGAUGAUCCUUGAAGCCCUUUCCCGAAUGCCGCAGAAGGUUGUUAUGCAGAUCAAAGACCCAACAUUGUACAGUCUUCCAGAAAAUGUGAAAGCAAUGCCCUGGAUUUCUCAAAACGACCUCCUAGGGCAUCCUAAGACAAAGGCCUUUUUGUUUCACGCUGGUAACAAUGGAUACCUUGAGGCUCUCUACCAUGGUGUGCCUAUGGUCGUCAUCCCCAUAUUCGGAGACCAUAUUGACGUCACAGUAAGAAUUUUAUCACGUGGUCUUGGUUUAAUGAUAAGCAAAGAUAACAUAAGUGCCGAUUACUUGCAGCAUCAGCUUCAGGAGGUCCUCGCGAAUUCUUCGUACGACGCCACGGCCAAACGCCUGUCCGCCAUCUUUAGAGAUCGACCAUUGGGACCAGCUGACCGAGCUGCAUUCUGGAUUCAACAUGUGAUUAAACAUGGCGGAAAUUACAUGCGAUCUCCGGCUCAUGACCUGUCUUUCAUCCAGUAUCAUUUGAUUGAUAUUGGGUUAUUUAUGUUGUUGAUGACGUGUUUGGCAUUCUACGUCCCCUUUUUGUUUCUUGGAAGGUGUUUCAGUCAUACGAGUGAAAGCCAAUCGAAAUGUAAAUCUGAUUAACAACAAUCUGAGGUGAUAAACAAUCUAUCGAAUUGUUGGAAGAUAAUUGUAUUGCACUUCAUAGGUAAUGGAGUAACGAAUAAACCUUUUUUUCUUAAAAGAAUGGGCAUAACGGUCACCGGAUCACCUGACUCGAAAAAUAACAUUAUCAGUGUUAACAUACACGGCGACAAAAAUAAGAAGAAAAAAAAUUAUACUGUAGAUUAUUGUUUUAUCGUGAAAUGAAAUGGAAGAACAAAAGUGCAUAUAGAAUCGAUUCUUCGCUUCAUGGUUUUUGUCCUAUGGGGAGCCAUGAGUACACCUACCGACCUUUAUUCUCUCAUUUUCCUUUCAAAAUUUAUUCAAUGUUUCGUUCUUUUUAAUACACGGUGGCCCAAUAUAACGGACUAGGAUACUUCCAUUAAUAUGGGCUCGAAAUCACUUGUAAAGGCGGAAAGAGAUUUCCUUUUUAACAUGAAAAAAUGAUAACAAGAUUGGCAAAUUUGGUCGAGGGUUUUUUUGCUUAGGGAGAAUUAUUGUGAUGCAAGAUAGGAGUUCAAAUUUGUCUAAUUCAUCCAAUGAAACUGCGUUUUAAACGAUUCGUACAAUUUUCAUCUCCGUGUUUAAUAGGUCAUUAAAAACGUCUGAAAAAAUA